Messenger RNA from Hemibagrus wyckioides, 5679 nucleotides. It is a transcript of the gene pitpnm3, whose product is annotated as PITPNM family member 3. Bases 339 to 3188 code for a protein of 949 amino acids. NCBI's taxonomy places the organism in Eukaryota, Metazoa, Chordata, Actinopteri, Siluriformes, Bagridae. Gene Ontology annotation, cellular component: cytoplasm. The record is from RefSeq and is a predicted model, not a curated record. The transcript has 20 exons. Gene Ontology annotation, molecular function: phosphatidylinositol transfer activity; phosphatidylcholine binding; phosphatidylcholine intramembrane carrier activity. Gene Ontology annotation, biological process: phospholipid transport.
ACGCACACACACACACACAUACACGCACAUACACACACGCGCGCGCGCGCGCUGGAGAGGGUCGGCGCAAAAGACUGCACAAGUACAGACCCCAGCGCGCGCGCGCGUGCGUGCGUGUGUGUUCACCAGAAGCCGUGUUUUACCUUUCAUGACUCGGACUCCCUAGAGGCAGAAUGCGCUGAGCAUCCUGAAGCAGAGAUUAGUGUGUGGAGGUCUGAGGUGGCGUGUGUCUCUGCCAGCUGCUUCCCCGCUGCACUGAGACGUGCACGCCGUCCAAACUAACUGACACUCUUCUGUCUUCUGGACGGCGGGGAAACACAGACAAACACACCUGCAAAAUGGCUAAGGAGACAAAAGGCAAAGUGACUUUACGCAAGCACAGCACUUCCCACUGGUGUAUGCAUAACAUCACCCAAGAAUCCAUGGACAGCUCUGAUGAUGAGUUUUUUGAUGCCCGAGAGGUACUCGAGGGGAAGACUGCUAUGCUGUUGGGAAUGAGUCAGUGGAACUCUAAUGACCUGGUAGAACAGAUUGAGACUUUGGGCCAGAUUGACCAGACUCAAGAGAGCUUGUGCCGUGGUGACAAACCUAGGUGUGUCCACCAGAGAAGCAUUGAUGGACUAGAAAUCCUUGAGACCAGAUGUAAGACCCAGGUGCUUGUUUUGGUGGUGCAUGGGGGGAACAUUCUGGACCCGGCCAGUGGUGACCUGCAGGCAAAGGCGGCAGAUGUGGCCAUUCUGUCCUCAGUGCUGGAGAAAGUGGCACAGGCACAUUUUGAAGCUGCCACACACCAGAUACUUAUCAAGCUGGUGCCCUGUCCUGCUGUAUGUGCAGAGGCCUUUUCCCUGGUUUCCAACCUGAACCCUUACAGUUAUGAUGAGAGCUGCGUGUCGAGCAGUGUGGAUCACCUUCCACUGGCAGCACUUCCUCUCCUCGCUAUUGCAGCGCCACACUACCAGGAUGCUGUGGCAGUAGUUAUCGCCCAAGCCAAUCAGGUCUACCACAGCUUCCUGCAGUCCCCUGAAGGACAAGGCUUUACUGGCCAGGUGUGUCUGUUGGGUGACUGUGUGGGUGGCGUGCUAUGUUUUGAUGCACUUUGUUUCAGUAACAGCCCACAACAUGACAGUCCUAGUCACAGAGAGAGACACAGCAGUAUGGAGAGCCUAAGGAAUAACCCCGGGCUACUAGAAGAGGCCAACUUGGGUCUACGCUCCAGUAAGCGUCUCAGCAAAAGCAACACUGACAUCUCAGCCCCUGAUGGGAGUUGUGUGAGGAGGAAACGACUCACUCGCAAACAGAGUGACUCUUGUGCUAUUGACUCCUCCAAGAGCCAGCAGCAGCCAAUUCUCAGCAAUCAGGUUCAGGAUGGAAUAGACCCAAGCCCUGGAGGAAGCAGUCCAGUGAUGAAUCCAGGCCAUUUUGACUUUGAGGUGUCAGAAUGUUUCCUGCUAGGUUGUCCACUUGGACUAGUGUUAGCCAUGAGACGCACCGUACUUCCAUCAGUUGAAGUGACUCAGCUACAGCCUGCAUGCUCUCAGAUCUUCAACCUGUUCUACCCCUCGGACCCAUCAGCCUCCAGACUGGAGCCACUUCUGCAUUCUCUCUUUCACCGACUGCCUCCGUUCCCUGUUUCACGAUAUCAACGCUACCCGCAAGGAGAUGGUCGCUCUACCCUGAUUGCUGAUGACAUCCAUAGCCACCCUGAUGUGUUCCUGGAUGAAGAAACUGUGCCCUCUUUCUCCCCGAGGGUAAAUGACGCAGAGGGAACAGUGAAGCAGGUGGUUGGCAGAGGCCGCAGGGCAAGUCUGACCAGCACAGACAGUCAAGCAUCCGGCUGCUGGGAGAGCAAGCUCAGCUGCAUCACUGCCAACAUCUCCAGUAGCUGGUGGGGGACUAAACGGCUGGACUAUGCUCUUUAUUGUCCUGAUGUAUUGACUGCAUUCCCCACUGUGGCUCUGCCUCACUUGUUUCAUGCCUCCUACUGGGAAUCUACAGAUGUGGUGGCCUUUCUGCUCAGACAGGUGAUGCAUUGUGACUGUGUGAAGGCUCAGGAGGCAGACAGUUCAGACUGCACCUCCUUUUCCCCUUCCAGCCCCAGAGAGAAAUGGCUACGGAGACGCACGCAUGUUAAGCUUAGGAAUGUCACCUCCAACCACAGAGUGAAUGAUGUCAUUGCGACUGAGGAAGGCCCGCAGACUCUGGUUGGUCGGUUUAUGUACGGCCCUCUGGACAUGGUGACUCUGACAGGAGAGAAGGUGGACAUAUAUUUAAUGACACAGCCUCAGUCAGGGCGCUGGGUGCACUUUGACACUGAGGUCACCAACAGCAAUGGCAGAGUAUCCUAUACUAUCCCUGGCAGCAAAAAGAUGCCUGUGGGAGUUUAUCCUAUUAAAAUGGUUGUCAAGGGAGACCAGACAAGUGCAGAAGCUUUCUUAACUGUGUUGCCUCGAGGAAUGGAGUGUGUGGUGUUUAGCAUCGAUGGGUCUUUUGCUGCUAGUGUCUCCAUUAUGGGCAGCGACCCUAAAGUACGGGCUGGUGCUGUGGAUGUGGUCAGACACUGGCAGGACUUGGGUUAUCUUAUUAUCUACAUCACUGGGCGUCCAGACAUGCAGAAACAGAGAGUGGUGUCCUGGCUUUCCCAGCACAACUUCCCCCAGGGCAUGAUCUUUUUCUCUGAGGGCUUGGUGCAUGACCCAUUGCGCCAGAAAACCAUUUUUCUUAGAAACUUGAUUCAGGAGUGUCACAUUAAGAUUAACUCGGCUUACGGCUCCAUGAAGGACAUCUCCGUCUACAGCAUGCUGGGUCUCAGCCCCAACCAGAUAUAUAUAGUGGGCAGACCAUCCAAGAAAUACCAGAACCAAUGCCAGUUCCUCAGUGAGGGCUACGCGGUGCACCUUUCUUCGCUACAGUUUGGCCACCGGGCCCGGGCAAAGAAGACUUCAUCGAUGCGUAUGGUGCUGCGUAAGAGCUCAUUUGGCCUGUCUACAAAGCCGGAUUUCCUGUCUAAGCGCACACACUUGCGACGCACCAUGUCUGUGCAGCAAGCCGAACCUCCCAUGACCUUGAUUCCCAAACCGGAGCGUGCCCAGAGCCAACCAGAGUCCAAUAAAGAGACUGGGGGUAGUGAAGGAGGUGGCAGUGUGAUAUGGGUGCGGGCAGGCAUGCACCGAGGCAACACCACUCCCUGAUCACACAGAAAGCCAAUGGGAUGAGAAAGGAGAAGACAUGGUUUCUCACUAGAGUGUCAUGGUAUUCAGAUGGGCGUUCAUUUGAGGAUUUGAACCUUAUGUGUCCAUCCUUCUGUUUCUCUUCUGCAUCAUCUUCACAUCUAAGCCUUUGGGUGAGGCUCCACAAAUCACAUCUCUGCUUCAAACCUCACUGUGUACAGCUUGCUUCAUCUCCCUGUGGAUUUGACUCAUCAUAUGUUAUGCAAAAUCUGUCUAUUCCUCAACUCUCUUGUUUGAGUCAAGGCAAUAACAGAGGUUCAGCAGAUUUGAAAUUAUCAGUAAGUAGUAAUUGAUUAGUAAUAAUUAUAACCUGGAGGUAUCAGAUUCCAGGUUUAGGACCUGGAGUUUCAUUUUUUUAAGGAGUCAGCAACACAGAGGUAUUUUUGCUUGGCCUUGUGAGGAUUUGGCUUGCUCUCUGACUUUCUUGAGCUUCGCCUCCAGGCAUCCUAUUUCGAGGUAUUCUGUCAGUCUGGUGCCAGGCAAGAGGAGAUUUAUAAGAUUCCAGCAGAAACAUCCAGAUGUCCAAAGCCCAAGGAAAUUUACACAGUUGAAGAGGCAAGCUCAUAACAUGCUGCUUGGACAGGCCUUUAUGCUGGCUCCUGCAAUAAUCCUUCUGUGUAAAUAUUGCAGACUCAACAUUGCUCUCUUGGUAUCUGUCCAUGAGCUGGCUGAAGAGAUGGGGCUAGGCUGACCCAAACCCGCUGUUUCAUGCCACAGCUGCAUAGCCAGUACAGUGCAUAUGCCAGCAUAGAACCUGUGCUAAGAGAAGUGCUAAACUUCCCCAUACCUCUGUGCGAGGUCAUACCUCAUUUCCCAUGUCUCAUGUCUGUUAUAUCAGUAACUGUGGAUUGACUACAAGAUGAGAGGAUUAUCAUACAUCAGUGGUUUCUGUUUCUGUGGCCAAUAUUUUCCUUGAACAAAUAUGUAUUGUUCAUAUCUUCUUUUUAAAACUGUAAUCUGUCCAGAAAACAUGAUUUUCAGAGAUUUAAAAUGGGGGGCAGCUUAAGUGUAUUACAUGUAUUGUGUACAUUUGUGAUAUUCCUCAAUUCCUCACUUAGGUGAAUAUUGUAACUUGCACUAAAUCAAAUUGAUUAUGGUACUAUAGAUGUAAUUGUUUAUGGCUGAAUACAGCAAUGUUUACCAUUCAAAUAAUGGUUUUGUAUUUGUAUUGUGAUAGUGGUUGUUGUUGUUCACAAGGUUGUGAGUGUACUGCCCUGAUAUUACACAAUAAUAAGGUAAUUGUCUAAUCUGAUAUUGAUAUUGUUUACAUAUAAUUGAUUCAUGCAUAGACUUAACACUACAGGCCAAAGUUUGAAAGUAUCACUACUUUGAGAAAGAAAUGGUUAAAUAACAUUGUCAACAUAACAUGGUCAGUGUGAAAAUAAAAGUCCCCAAAAGAGGUUCUUUAGAACUUUUAGAGCCACAGCACAACCUUGUGUGAUUUCCUGAAGACCACUGAGAUAUAUUUUGUUUUUAGCUUGUGUUAGUUUGGCGAAAUUCAUGAGUCAAAAAAGACCUUCAGGAAAUCCUAAUAGUUCUACUGUGGCACUCUGAAGAACGAUUUCUGGCACCUUUAGAUUUAAAGGUAUGAUGGACUGUAAUCAACAAAGACCUUGAGGGCUUUUUGUGUGUAAUACAUCAGAAUAAGUUCAUCACUCUUAGGUUAAACUAGAUGUCAAUAAACAUAUUGGUUGGUAGUAGACUGACAUCAUUUUAAAAUAUUUUUGAAGCUUGAAACAUUCACUGCUUGUUUUCAUAAUGCUGACCUAUACAAUCUCUAUAAAUUAAGAUAAAUAUGACAUCUGAGAUGUUAGUCUCUUGUGUUGUAUUUAGUUGCUUUUUUAUUAAUGAAAACUGUUUCUUCACUGAAAGCUGAAAACUGCAAUGUUUCUUAAUUUGCUUAACCAAAGUGACACUUGUAUAAUGGACAAUGUCCUUUAUAUAGACCACUUAGUGUGGUGUGUGUGUGUGUGUGUGUGUGUGUGUGUGUGUGCAUACAUGCAAAACAACAUGUCUGUGUUGAUUUGAGCUGUUUUGUGUUUAUUGAUUGAAAUGAAGAGCAGUCAUGGUGAACUGUAUUUUCUCUUAUUAUCUUUCCUUACCCAGAGGUCAUGUGAUUGAAAAAUACAGUCUGAAACCGAGCCUGCAGCUUGAGCCUAUGUGACAAAGAAAUUUUAAGAUAGACUUUUGUUUGUAUGAGCUUUUGUGAAGUGUGAACAUUUGUCACUUUCUGAAUUAGUAUACUCAGUAUAUGAAUGUAUUUCCAGCCUUAUUGACGUGUGUAUAACCUUUCAAAGAUAUAGACAUAUCUGUAUAUUCAGAGAAUAUAUUUGUAUUUUAUGCAAGUUAUUUAUUUUAAGAUAUAUUGUUUAUGACAGGACUAAGGUGGUAAAACUCACGAUUGUGGUAGUUGUGGCCAAUAAAAUUGCUUUUGGCUCAGUGUGUGAUGAAA